This is a messenger RNA of Eruca vesicaria subsp. sativa (arugula), 756 nucleotides long. The record is from the annotation of a GenBank genome assembly. NCBI's taxonomy places the organism in Eukaryota, Viridiplantae, Streptophyta, Magnoliopsida, Brassicales, Brassicaceae.
AUGAUGAUAAGUGGAUGCAGCACAUUAACUUCACAUGUUCUUACAAGCUCUUGGGGGUUUAAGCCAUCUUCAUACAGAGCUACAGCAUCAGGACAGUCUCAACGUUGUCUUGCUCCAGGUCUGCCUUUGUCAUAUCUCUCAGCCUCGUCAUCUCGCCUUCUGAAUGGGGAACAAGGUAGUCUCUUUGGUGCAUUACCUGUGUUACCCAUCCGCAGGAAAACCCUUUUGUCCCCAAGAGCAUCAAAAGAUGUACCUUCCAGCUUCCGGUUUCCUCCAAUGACCAAAAAGCCACAAUGGUGGUGGAGAACUUUAGCAUGCCUACCUUACCUGAUGCCGCUUCACGAAACCUGGAUGUACGCAGAAACAGCUUACCAUCUCCACCCUUUCCUAGAAGAUUUCGAGUUCUUAACCUACCCGUUUCUAGGCGCCUUAGGGAGGUUGCCGGGCUGGUUCCUGAUGGCUUACUUCUUUGUAGCGUACCUUGGGAUAGUGAGAAGAAAAGAAUGGCCUCACUUCUUCAGGUUCCAUGUGGUGAUGGGUAUGUUGCUUGAAAUCGCUCUUCAGGUUAUAGGAACUGUUAGCAAGUGGAUGCCUCUUGGUCUCUAUUGGGGUAAGUUUGGGAUGCAUUUCUGGACCGCUGUUGCGUUUGCGUACCUGUUCACAGUCCUUGAAAGCAUAAGGUGUGCACUUGCGGGCAUGUACGCAGACAUCCCAUUCGUCUGUGAUGCUGCGUACAUCCAGAUUCCAUACGACUAA